AUGUAUGUUUGUAUGUAUGUAUGCAUGUAUGUAUGUAUGCAUGUAUGUAUGUAUAUAUGUAUGUAUGUGUGCAUGUAUGCAUGUAUGUAUGUAUAUAUGUAUGUAUUUAUGUAUGUAUGUGUGUAUGUAUGUAUGCAUGCAUGUAUGUUUGCAUGUGCGCAUGUAUGUAUGUAUGCAUGUUUGUAUGUAUGUAUGUAUGUGCGGAUGGAUAGAUGUAUGGUUGGAUGGAUGAAUGAAUGGAUGGAUGGAUGUAUAUACAUACGAUACUUCUGUAAAAUUAGAUAG
Gongylonema pulchrum is the source of this 285-nucleotide messenger RNA. Lineage: Eukaryota; Metazoa; Nematoda; Chromadorea; Rhabditida; Gongylonematidae. The record is from the annotation of a GenBank genome assembly.